Messenger RNA from Nycticebus coucang (slow loris), 1588 nucleotides. RefSeq names its product serine protease 16 (gene PRSS16). Gene Ontology annotation, molecular function: dipeptidyl-peptidase activity; serine-type exopeptidase activity. Gene Ontology annotation, biological process: proteolysis. Gene Ontology annotation, cellular component: endosome; lysosome. The record is from RefSeq and is a predicted model, not a curated record. The transcript is spliced from 12 exons. NCBI's taxonomy places the organism in Eukaryota, Metazoa, Chordata, Mammalia, Primates, Lorisidae. The coding region runs from base 1 to 1545 and encodes 514 amino acids.
AUGACCAUCGGGCCUGCCCCAUGGCUGGGCCCUCUGCUCCUUGUUUCCUUCUGGGGGCUCUCAGCUCCAGCCUCCCUUCUUAGGCGCUUGGGAGAGCACAUUCAACAGAUUCAGGAAAGCUCUCAUCUGGGCCUGGGCCUGAGCCUGGGGCCAGAUGAUGUAGCUCUCCCAAAAGUGGGGUGGCUGGAGCAGCUGCUGGACCCCUUCAACUCAUCUGACAGACGAUCCUUCCUGCAGCGUUACUGGGUUAAUGACCAACACUGGGCUCACCAGGAUGGACCUGUAUUCCUGCAUCUGGGAGGUGAAAACAGUCUUGGACCUGGCUCAGUGAUGCGAGGGCAUCCUGCAACCCUAGCCCCAGCCUUAGGGGCCCUGGUGAUUAGCUUGGAGCACAGAUUUUAUGGCCUGAGUAUACCUGCUGGGGGCCUAGACGUGGCCCAGCUCCACUUCCUGUCUAGCCGCCAUGCGCUGGCUGACGUGGUCUCUGCACGACUGUCACUCUCCCGCCUCUUCAACGUCUCCUCCCUCAGCCCCUGGAUCUGCUUCGGAGGCUCCUACGCCGGCUCCUUGGCCGCCUGGGCCCGGCUGAAGUUCCCUCAUCUCAUUUUCGCCUCCAUCGCCUCCUCGGCUCCGGUGCGGGCAGUGCUGGAUUUCUCCGAGUAUAAUGAUGUGGUGUCCAGAAGCCUACAGAGCAUAGCGAUUGGCGGGUCCCUGGAGUGUCGGGCGGCGGUGUCCGCUGCCUUCGCGGAAGUGGAGCGGCGGCUCAGCGCCGGAGGAGCGGUUCGAGCAGCACUGCGGGCGGAGCUGGGCGCGUGCGGGUCUCUGAGCCGCACUGAAGACCAGGCGGAGCUGCUGGGGGAGCUGCAGGCACUGGUAGGAGGCGCGGUGCAGUACGACGGGCAGACGGGAGCGCCACUGAGCGUGCGACAACUCUGCGGACUCCUCCUCGGGGGCGGGGGCAACCGCAGCCACCCAAUGCCCUACGGUGGGCUUCGUCGGGCGGCGCAGAUUGUCAUGCAAAGCCUAGGUCAGAAGUGCCUAAGCUUUUCCCGAGCAGAGACAGUGGCACAGCUGAAGGCCACAGAACCCCAAGUAUCUGGCAUUGGUGACCGGCAGUGGUUGUACCAGACAUGUACCGAGUUCGGCUUCUAUGUCACGUGUGAGGAUCCCAUGUGUCCUUUCUCCCAGCUUCCAGCACUGCCUUCCCAGCUAGACCUAUGUGAGCAGGUGUUUGGGCUCUCAGCCUCAUCUGUAGCCCAGGCUGUGGCCCAGACUAACUCCUACUAUGGUGGACAGACCCCUGGGGCCACCCAAGUGCUGUUUGUUAAUGGGGACACAGACCCCUGGCACGUGCUAAGUGUAACACAGGCCUUGGGAUCCUCACAGUCAGCUCUUCUCAUCCCCAGUGCCUCCCACUGCUUGGACAUGGCACCUGAAAGACCUUCAGAUUCCCCCAGCCUCCGGCUAGGGCGCCAAAGCAUCUCCCAGCAGCUGCAGACCUGGCUCAGGCUGGCAAAGGAUAGCCAGGUUAGGGGUGGGGUCUAAUCCUACACCCUCACUACUCCCUGCAUGGCCACCUCAGCCCUGG